UAAUAAAGUUAGAACAUGACUUUUACUAUACAUAUGUCAAAUCUGUUGAAAGCAAUCAGUUAUCUAUUUUAUUUCUCUUUCCACUUUUUAUUUGUUUUCUCUCAACUCAAGAAUCAUUUCCAUAUUUUGAACAAAAGAAUGAAGAGGUAACUUUAUAACAAAUCAUCUGUAACACAGCUGGAGUGCAGUCUUUUAUUGCUAGAAUGAUGGACUCCUUUGUUUUGUGGGGAAAGUUGCUUUAGAAAGACAAUUCAGCCCAAAGACAAUCUGGAAUGACUCCAACAGCCACACGCGAUUUAGCUUUAUUGUCCUAGUUAUUUUUACUUGUGCUUAAAUAAAUACAGAUUAUGUGAUAAUAACAACAGUGCAGACAAAUCCUGCACCUGUGAAAGUAAAAUACACUUACAGUAAUAACAAUAAUCAAUGGUGUUUUUUAAUUAUGCGUCUUUUCAUACAUAUUAUGCUAUGCGGCUUAAGUUUAAAGGAACAAACAAACGGAACCAAAUCAAAUGAGAAUAAUAAACAGAAAUACACAAAAGAAAUACAAAAAAGUAUAUGGAUGCAAAGAAUAUGAUGGAUCUACUGUCUUCCAGUUGGAAGAAAACGUUAAGCAGAUAAAAUAUGGUUAGAUUUAUCUUGCCGAUACAGCUGGUAUGAAUGGUUUCAUGAAAUGUGUGCACUUUGUGUUAGAAGCCCAAAUCUCUAUAGCCAUCUUUCUGCUACCUGUAGAAUUUUUGCAAUUGGCUUUACAUCUGUUCUUAUCAAGUGUUUUCAAACCAGUGUUGUUUAUAGUAAGGUGCACAAAUGAAAACUUAAACUGUGUGUAUCAGGACAGGUAGCUGAGAAUAUUGAUAAGAGAAGCUGCGUUAAGAUUUGGUGUAAAUGGAGAAGAACAAAGGUCUCAGCACAGAUCCCUGCUGUACCCCAGUUGUGAACAGCCUCCGCUGUUUCCACAUUUAGAGAAUAGUUUGUUUGCCUCUAGUUUUAUCUAAUAUCAUGCAUUUCACAUUUUGUAAACUAUGUCAAAAAGCAUAGCUAAUGUUUUCCCUCUUUGUGUGCCUGGGUGUUUUUGUUUGUUGGUGUGUUUGCACAGGUGUGUCGUGGUCCAGUAGCCUUAUGGCUAGUUCUGAGACAGAUGCAGCAAAAAGGUGGCAGAAAUGUGUGGACACUGUGCUGUGCAACCUUACUAAGGAUCAACUGAAAUCUAUUGAAAACAACAGUGAGGAACGGGACUUUUUUGUGGUACAUCACCUGGCAGACCUGAAAGAUGGUUGCAUCUCUCCUCUCAUUCAUGGCACACCUAUCACCUGUAAAGUGGAAAACACAGAGCGAUACACCACCCGCUCUAAGGUACAUGUGUGCACUCUCUACACGGUCUGUCUGACACAUGGCGAGUUCACAUGGACGUUAAAAAGAAAGUACAAGCACUUCCAGGAGCUCCACAGAGACCUGUACAAACACAAAAUGAUGCUGCAGUUCUUGCCUCUGGGGAGAUUUGCCAUUCAGAGACAACAGCUGGCAAGUUUGACAGAGGAAAUGCCAACUUUACAUGGAAGUGAUAGAAUCAGGAGAACGUCUAGCAAACCGAAAUAUCUGGAGGAAUAUGUAAACAACUUGCUAGAAAACACUUUCUACAAGAACUAUCAUGGGAUGUUGGACUUCCUGGCAAUCAGUCCACUGUCCUUCAUCAGAGACCUUGGACCCAAAGGCCUUGAAGGUUAUAUUCUGAAACGAUCCGGGGGUCACCGCAUCCAGGGGCUCAACUGCAUCGGUCACCAUCAGGUCUGCUUCCGCUGGUCUCGCCGUUGGCUUGUGGUAAAGGAUUCAUUCCUUCUGUACAUGUCCAGAGAUCCUGGCGUUGUGUCGUUUGUGCUGCUGUUUGACCCUGAGCUGAAGGUGUUGGUUGGAAGUGUUUACACUGAUACCAAGCAUGGCGUCUGCAUCGAGAACUUCAGCAGAAAGCUGGUGAUUAAGUGCAGUAGCUACAGGCAGGCCCAGUGGUGGAGUCAUGAGAUUCAGAGUCUCUCUGAGUGCUGUGAUUUCCUCCAGAUGCAUCGCUUUGAAGGCUUCGCCCCACCCAGACCGGACACUCUGACAAAGUGGUAUGUUAAUGGGAAUGGCUAUUUCUCAGACGUGGCUGAUGCCCUGGAACAGGCCAAGGAGGAGAUCUUCAUCACUGAUUGGUGGCUCAGUCCAGAGGUUUUCCUUAAACGUCCAGCUACAGGAACGUACUGGCGCUUGGACAAGAUUCUCAGACGCAAAGCAGAACAAGGCGUGAAGGUGUGUGUGUUGUUGUAUAAGGAGGUGGAACUGGCUCUGGGUAUCAGCAGUGGCUACAGCAAGAGAACACUGAUGAACCUGCACCCCAAUAUUAAGGUGAUGCGUCACCCUGAUCAUGUUGCCUCAGUUGUGUUCCUCUGGGCCCAUCAUGAGAAAAUGGUUGCCAUCGACCAAUCAGUGGCCUUUGUGGGUGGGUUGGAUCUUGCGUUUGGGAGGUGGGAUGACAGCGACUAUAGGCUGAGUGAUGUGGAACCCACUCAGCUCGAGGCAGCCCGAGAGUCUGAUGCUGUGGAUGGCUCUGCUGUUCCUCUGACAGAACCUUUGUCAGAGUGUGAGGAUGAAGUGGAUCUGAGCUGUAAUGCCCUCUUGUGGCUGGGAAAAGAUUACAGCAACUUUAUCAAGAGAGAUUGGACACAGCUGGACCAGCCCUUUCAAGACAAUGUUGACAGAACUCAGGUGCCACGCAUCCCCUGGCGAGACCUGGGUGCUGUGCAUCAUGGGAAGGCAGCCAGAGAUCUUGCACGACACUUCAUCCAGCGCUGGAACUUCACUAAGAUCUUUAAGAAUAAGCACAAGGAUGACUUCUACCCGUACCUACUGCCGAAAUCCCACUGCACUGCAGAUAAGCUGCCAUUCACCAUCCCUGGUGCCACAAAAGCCUCUGUACAGGUUCUUCGUUCUGUGGAUCGCUGGUCUGCUGGUACAUGUGAACAUUCUAUCCUCAAUGCCUAUAUACAUGUUAUCGAGAACAGCGAGCAUUACAUUUACCUAGAGAACCAGUUCUUCAUCAGCUGCUCAGAUCAGAAGAAUGUACUCAAUACCAUUGGAGAUGCUAUUGUCAAACGAAUCCUACGGGCUCACAGUGAGGGGAAGAAGUACAGGGUGUUUGUUGUAAUUCCUCUGCUGCCCGGCUUUGAGGGUGACAUCAGCCAGGGAGGAGGAAAUGCCAUUCAGGCUAUACUGCACUUCACCUACAGAACGAUUAAUCGAGGAGAACACUCCAUUCUCUCGAGAUUAAAGGAGCAAAUGCAGGACGAAUGGACACAGUAUAUUUCUCUGUGUGGUCUGCGCACACACUCUGAGCUCGGCCAGUCCCCUGUAACAGAGCUCAUCUACGUCCAUAGCAAAGCCCUCAUCGCUGACGACCGUUGCUACAUCAUAGGGUCAGCCAACAUCAAUGACAGGAGCAUGCUGGGCAGUCGUGACAGUGAGCUGGCAGUGCUGGUGGAGGAUGAGGAAAGAGUUCCCUCAGUCAUGAACGGAGAAGAGUACCAGGCUGGACCACUAGCACUCGCCUUACGAAAGGAGUGCUUCAGCGUACUUCUCGGAGCAAAAUCUGACCCCAAUCUGAACAUUGAUGAUCCAGUCUGUGAUAAUUUCUUCAACGAUGUUUGGAACAAAAUCGCCCAAACAAAUGCCAUCAUCUAUGAGAAGGUUUUCCGAUGUCUUCCACUGGACUCCAUCCGCAACUUGCGUGAGCUGCAGGAACACGUGAAUGCUCAAAACCUCAGUCUUACCUACCCGGAGAAAGCCAAAGAAGAACUACAGGCCAUCCAGGGCAUCCUGGUCCAUUUCCCGCUGCACUUCCUGUGCGAGGAGUACCUUCUCCCACCUCUUAAAAGCAAAGAACGAAUGGUUCCUAUGGAGGUGUGGACAUAGCAGGGAAGAGUAUCCAGUGAAGUGUGCCAGUGAAACGGAAGAUUUCAGAGCUUAAAAUAUCACACAUCUGCUAACUAAGCUGGAAGCUAUGGUGGUUUACCGCCACACAUUUUGUCCAAUUUGGUUUGGACUAAAGUAAUGGUAGUAAAUGAAUGAUUAGCUCUGAACACUAACCCAAAUUAGUGUAGAAACACAAAAUGAUCUUGCAUAAGAAGAUAGACAUGCUUAUACCAGGAGAAUCACAUAGUGUAGUUGCUAAUUAUAUGAAGAUACAAUGAAAUUACAUCAGUCUUCUCCCCAAAUGCCCAUUACGACCACGAAUGCCAUGAUCUGAGUAUUUAAAAUGGCCGAGGAUUUAAAGUGCUGCAUAUCAGAUGAGGAAAGAAGAGCGAAUAAGGCGAAAGAGAGAGAGUAUUUUUGAUGAACACAACAGAACGUACAUUUAUUGUUGUGAAUGUGUGUGGGUGGAUGGUGCUGCUUUACCUUCUUUUCCCUCUCUUUAUUUCUUUCUUGUGUGCACUACACCUCUCAAUGCAGUGGCAGCAAAUCUGUCAGAACAUUUGUGGUUGUUAUGGUGACGGGUAUAAAGAGCUGACUUGGUCUUGGCUGCUGAGAGAGAGAUAGAGAGAACGAAAGAAAGAGGCAGGAAGAGAUUGAGAACAAGCAGGAAAAAAUAGACAAACCGUAAAAACAUGGAUAACUGUGUGUGUGUGCCCGUCAGGGCGGGGGGUAGUAUGCUGGCAUACUUUGUCAGAGAAAUUAUGUAAUGCUUUUUUAAACAGGUAGAGGGGGAGUGUUACGGAGCAGGGAUCAGGUGGGGCUUCAAACAUGGUGAGAUAUUCAGCGGGUGUCUCAGCUCAGCCCCCCCCAAUCUCCAUGACAACCAGGAGAAAUUAUUAUCAUUAUGUAAUAAUGUCAGUGGCCCAGAAGAUUCCACUUUUGGUUUUUUGGAGGGGGUGUUGACACAAGUAGAGAGCACAGUGGAGGCUAAAUAAGCAAUGCUAAUUUUGUCAGUGCCCCACUUUGUAAACAAUCACUAAUCUGCCUGUGUAAUGUUGUAGAAUGUUAUAGGUGACUUCACCUGCACUUGAAGAGAAUGUUUUAGGGUUUGAACACUGGAGACACGUUAAUAUACUGUAACAUUCCAAUCACAUCAAGCAAUCACCUUUAUGAAGUGACAAUUCUGAUCUUUUUAAAUCACUAUACCUGUCAAGGCAUAUUAUUGUACCUGCUUUUGCACAUUUUUAUACUUUUCAUGUACAUACAAUUGCUUUUAUUUAGAAAGCAUACAGAACUCACUUACUAAUACAUGAAUCUUGGCUAACACUAUGUGUUUUCACAAAUUUUGGACAUCUGUAUAGGCCUUACUUAGGGUAGAUGCCAAAUUGAAUUUUCUUCAGAUGAAAAUGACGCUGUGAACAGUCUUUACAACGGCAUGCACUCUUUUAAAACUAACUAUUUAAAAUAAAAAAAAGCUGUUUUAUGGAGUUUUUGUCUACCGAUUUGUAUUUUAUUUUUUUGUCAGCUGAACAAAUUGCUUGUUAAACAACAGUGCAAUCAAUUGAACACACUGUACUUCUUUCCCUCACAGCCUUGUUUUCAUUCCUGUCAGAAAUUAAAUAUGGUGCUACCCUGACUAAAGUUUAUAAGUGAUUUUUUUUCCUAAAUGUACGACAUUAUUUUUGGAUUAAUGACUAUAAAUUACAUAUCACAGUUGUUUGUAAACCAGUGAGCAAUCAAUUAAUUUUUUCCUCCAUCUGUUCUCCAUUUGAAUAAAUGUAUUAAUUC
This is a messenger RNA of Sinocyclocheilus anshuiensis, 5727 nucleotides long. Its product is annotated as phospholipase D2-like. The record is from RefSeq and is a predicted model, not a curated record. Gene Ontology annotation, biological process: phospholipid catabolic process; regulation of vesicle-mediated transport; phosphatidic acid biosynthetic process. Gene Ontology annotation, molecular function: phosphatidylinositol binding; D-type glycerophospholipase activity. Gene Ontology annotation, cellular component: plasma membrane region; intracellular membrane-bounded organelle. Bases 1039 to 3939 code for a protein of 966 amino acids. Lineage: Eukaryota; Metazoa; Chordata; Actinopteri; Cypriniformes; Cyprinidae. The transcript is spliced from 24 exons.